Molecule: messenger RNA, 1296 nt
Organism: Closterium sp. Naga37s-1
Lineage: Eukaryota; Viridiplantae; Streptophyta; Zygnematophyceae; Desmidiales; Closteriaceae
Source: the annotation of a GenBank genome assembly
AUGGGUGCGCUGCGUGACCUGCGGUCGCCGCACGGCCCGCGGCGGCGGCGCCGUCGCUACCUCGCGCCCGGCGCUGGCGCUGCGGCCGCCUUCGCGUCCUUGCCGGUCUUGGCGCUGGCGUGCCUUGUUGCUGCACGGUGCACCUCUGCGCAUCAGAUGAAUGAGUACGCGGCGCCCUUCCUCGACUUCGACUUUGGCGACUCGGACAAGAUGUGCGGCUCGUGGCCCGGCCAGUACAUGGCGCUGCACGAGCGCAUCCGCCAAGCCAGUAAGGACGCAUACGCGGCUCGACUCCAGAGCGACGCCGCCGCCGCCGCCGCCGCCGCCGCUGCCGCUGCUGCUGCUGCCCCCCCCUCCGCCGCGGCUCCGUCCGCGCCCGACGGCGCCGAAGCCGCCGCCGCCGCCGCCGCCGCCGCCGCUGCCGCCGCCGCAGCGCCGCCGUCGGAAGCGGCGCCGCCGCCGUACGACCCGUCGAUCCGGUUCCUAACCUUCGAGUGGCUGAACGGGUGCGGCGGGUACGGCGACGUACUAGUCGGUCUAAUCGCCGCGUUCGUAGUCGCCGUCCUAGACAACCGCGCGCUAAUCAUCCGCCACGCGUGUCUCCCCGCGGCGUUCCAGCCGAACCUAAUCGACUGGGUAAUCUCCCCUGACGUUCCGUUAGAGCCGUCGCGAUUUAUCAACGGCCCGCAGUCGUGGAUGGGACGGCCCGAGCCCGCGACGCCCGGCGAGGUGGUGUUUGUGGAGUUGAGGAAUAAGUACGUGGAGUUGGAGCCGUAUUUUUCGAAGCUGAACGCGUCGGUUAAUGUGCGCAUGGCCGCGAAUCGCGGCGUGCUGACGUACCUGCAGACGCGCGCCGCGGGGUCGUGGGCGCAGCGGUUCAGCCAGAUCGGCAUGCGCCUGCCGUACGCUGUGGGGUGCUUCCUGCGCUUCCUGUUCACUCCGCGGCCAGAGGUGCAGGCGCUGGUGAGGGGCAUGGAGCAGCAGCUGCGCGCAGCCAUGGUGGGGGAGGGGGGGCAGGCGAGGGGAGUGGCGACGGUGGGCAUUCACAUCCGCGUGAAGGACGGGUUCGUGUGGGACGGCAAGUGGGGGGACGGGGAUCCGAAGAAGCUGAACGAGGAGCAGGUGGCGUGGCUGGGCAAGCAGGCCAAGGAGUGGAUUGACUGCGCUCUGAGGGUGGAGGGGUACUGGUUUCCGUCCUCCCUGGGUGUGCGCUGGAUGCUUAUCACCAAUUCCGCUCAGCUCAAGCAAGCCAUCAAGUCACAGUACCCCGAUAAGUCAGCUCAAGCAAGCCAUUGA